Messenger RNA from Dichotomopilus funicola, 1599 nucleotides. Its product is annotated as Tannase/feruloyl esterase. The transcript has 3 exons. Bases 1 to 1599 code for a protein of 532 amino acids. NCBI's taxonomy places the organism in Eukaryota, Fungi, Ascomycota, Sordariomycetes, Sordariales, Chaetomiaceae. The record is from RefSeq and is a predicted model, not a curated record.
AUGGACGCAGCAUCCCUCUCCACGGCCUGUGCGCCGUCCACGUUUGCCGGGCUCGCCGCCUUCGGCACGGAAAUCCUCUCGAUCGAUACCCGCCUCGUCACCAACUUCAGCGCCUACGUCCUCGACAUCCCCCGCUGGACGGCGCCCACCAUCUACUACGAGAACGCCACUUUCUGUAACGUCACUGUGUCCUACACCCACCCGGGCCAAAACGAUAAUAUUAUAGUGGAGACAUGGCUGCCAGUCGAGAAUCCGAGCUGGAAUGAACGGCUGCAGGCUGUCGGCGGCGGAAGCUGGAUUGCGGGCCGGUUUGCGACCUCGUAUGAGACGAUGAAGGGCGCGCUGGGGGAUGGGUAUGUGACGACGACGACGGAUGCUGGGUUGGGGAGUGCACAAGAUCCCAGGAAGUGGGCGUUGAACAGCGCGGGGAAUGUGAAUUGGUAUAAUUUCAACAAUUUUGCGUCGGUGUCGUUGGGUGAUCAGGCUACCCUCAGCAAGUCCCUAACCGCCUCCUUCUACCGCAAGCCCCCGGCGUACUCCUACUGGAAUGGCUGUUCCCAAGGCGGCCGGCAAGGCCUCAUGCUCGCGCAACGCUAUCCCGAGGCCUACGAUGGCAUUUCAGUCGGCGCACCCAUCCUGUACUCCACCCUCACCGGUACGAGCCUGUACUGGCCGCAGGAAGUCAUGAAAGUCCUGGACCGGUACCCGUACAACUGCGAGAUGGACGCCAUCACGGCAGCCGCGACGAAAAAGUGCGAUAAGCUUGAUGGUGUGGAGGAUGGCAUUGUGGCGGAUAUCGAUGGGUGUGCGUUCGAUCCGUUCAGCAUGGUAGGGAAGAAGGUGAAGAACUGUGCGCAGGCGGGCAAUAAGACCGUGGAGAUUGGGUUGGCGGCGGCUGUGGUGGUCAACGCGACCUGGCAAGGGAUGGUCACGCCGGAUGGGAAGCCGUUCUGGUACGGCUUGUCCCCGGGUACCUGGAUCAGUGCGGAAGGGGAUGGGAUGCUCACGCUCACGGGUACCGCGGCGACGAACUGCAGCUCGGGAACGUGUGUGGGCGUACCAUCUGAUUUGACGGUCAGCUGGAUCGAUAUGUUUGUUGCCAAGGGUGAUCCGAAGUUUGAUCUGAACAAGGUUGGGUAUGAGGAGUUUUAUGAUAUCGUCAAGUAUGGUCGGCAGGUGUACCGCUCGGCAUUGGAUACGGAUGACCCGGACUUGUCGAAAUUCCAGAAGGCUGGCGGGAAGAUUGUGUCAUUCCAUGGUCUUUGGGACAGCCUCAUCCCGGCUGCUGCAACGCGGCAGUACUAUAACGAGGUCUCCUCCGUGAUGCCCGGCACGCACGACUUCUUCCGGCAUUAUGAAGUUCCCGGUCUCAGCCACUGCGCGGGCCAUGCCAGUGGACAGCCGACCGGCUUGUUUGAGCAAUUGCGGACGUGGGUCGAGAAGGGUGUUGCGCCGGAAGAGUCGCCUGUGAAUGUCACUGUGUCGGAUGGGAGCACCCACCAACGUAUUCUCUGCCCGUAUCCCAAGGUUGCGAAGCUUCGCAAGGGCUGCAGAGACCCCGCGGACGCAAAGUGUUGGAAAUGUGUGAAGCGCGAAUAG